AUGCAGCAGGAGUUUUCUAUUUCUGAAAGUCUAAGCCAUUGUUCUGACUAUGAUGAUAUUUUAGAUUUGGACGGACCAAUGGCUUAUCCAUCUCGUGUCCCCAGUUUGAUGCCAACGGCCUCAAGUCGUGUAUCUACACAUGAUGGCUGGCAGCAGGAGAUGUCCUCAUUCCCAGAAGUCAAUGGUCCUUGCCAUAAUUGUCAACCUUUGCUGCAGUCACUCAGCAGCCGUCUUAGCAAUCUGGAAGCUGAGGUUGAGAAACUAAAAAGGAAGCAGAAAAAGGUAUGAAUAAUAAAUAAUAUUCAUAGUAGCAGUCAAAACUGAGUAAUGAAUACAUAACAUAGUUAAUCAAGGCUGGUUUUAGCAUUGUAAAAUAUAAAAUGCUGUUCAUACAACAUAGUGAUAUUAAAUCUUACCUUGUUUGGAGUCAUUUUGCUAUCCCUUGUAUGCGUACAUGUAUGUGAUGAUGUUUCACACGUGAUGACAUUAACGCUUAUGCCUACAUCAGACAUGGAGACACCGCUUUGAAUUAAUCUUUGACUAGCAACUAACAGUAAAAAUAUUCAGUGAGAUUCCCUCACUUAAUAUAGGAAUGAUUUUCAUUGCUCAGGAACAAUUUAUUUUAGUGCAGUAUUGAAUUCAAAAUUCCACUUCAAGUUAUAGUAAAUAUUUGGUAAAAUGUACUGGAUAACUGAGCUGAGUUUACUGUAAUUAAUGAAACUGACUGCAUUAAAUCAACUGAGCCACAGAUAUGUUAGGGGGGAGUUCUAUUGCUGGAACAUUGCCACAAAACGACAUCCGAGAAACAAGUGCAGAAGUUCUAUACUCCUCCUGUACUUAUGAUGAAGAUCUAGCCUGGUUCCAGAAAGGCCAAUUAGUGCUAAUCAAGGAUUAAAAUUUUGUUCCAUUUUUGUACUUUACCUUCCUAUGCAUUGCUCAAAGUAACAUUUUGUGUUAUCAUUACAGUAUCUCGGAGUAAAGGCUUGACAAUAUUUUGUAAGCUCGAGUUGCAUCUUUUUGGACAAGAAAACCUUGAUUCAAAUACAGCUUAAUCCUGAGUUAAACUACCAUCUUUCGAGGAACCGGGCCAGUGGCUUAAAUCUGAUUGGUUGAAGCAAAUUUUCCUUGUGACAUGUCACCAACUUCAAGCAUAUAAGGCACAUACUUGUGGUGAUGAAUCAUCAGCAUGGAAAAUCUGCAGUUGUUCGUCAGACAUCAUUUUACGGGAAAAAAUAAAGUUGAUAUUAUUUUGCUUACUUAUUAAAGCUACCUUGCCCCUAACCAUAACUGACAUUAUGUCAACAGGGAAAACCAACUUCAGAAAAUGAGGAUGCCCAAGAUACAGAAAGAUUUAAUGGUCUUACUAAGGUAAGUUAAUGACUUUCUUGUUAACAUGCAAAAACAUAGCAAAUACAUGCUGAAGAUCACAACUUUGACAUUCAUUUACAGAGCUUAUAAAACUACAUAUUUCCAAAAAAAUUCAACGGGAAGCACUAAUUUUCUAUAAUAUGUAUAUUGCUUUUUAGGAGGCAUUAGUAAAGUCAAUAGAUGACAUUUCAGAUGCCAAGACGGCAGCCGAAGUUCUUGCAAAGAAGCUGUUCACUCAGGAAGAGCUUCAAAAAUCAUCAGUCACUGGAUUUCAGUGUAAUAAAGAUUACGAGGCACGCCCAGGUCUCAGCCCAUCUAGGAGGAACUUAUUAGAAAGUAAGCAGCAAACAAAAAUUAUUAUUUUUAUUUCAUGCAUGUAUGAAAACAUGUACAGUUAACGCCUUAGUUAAAGCCACCACCCUUUGUGCACGACAAAGUGGUCGCUUUAAAGGGUUGUCUGCGGAAAAUCAAAUUUUUGAAUUUCUACUUAAAAUGGUGGUUUGGUCGUGAAAUAAAUUUAAGUAGUGGUCACUUAUGAGAGAGGUUUAAACCAGUAUUUGACGGAGAAACAAAACCGGUUACUUUCAAAGUGCUGACACUUAUGAGGAUGGUAACGCUUGCCAUAAGUUGUCACUAUGAGAGUACUUUUAUAUUAACCCAGUUUUUUAAAAUCCCAUACAAACUCUGUAUUGUUAGAUUCCCAUAAGCGGCCAGCUCUAGUUACAGACACCUUGUUUGAGUCCCAAGGGUGUCUACUCACAAGAGCUUCCACUGUACUAAUUGCUUUCCUACAACCUUUACAAUGUGGUCAGUUACCAAUUCCUAAAGGAAACAUAGCUUCAUUAUUUGACGUAAAUAUGCCCAUGCCAUGUUGACUGUUUUAACUGACAGGAUAUGUAAUUGCUUUAAAAAUCAGGAGAACAGAACACUUAGACUUGGGAAUCUAAAUGUCACAGGAAACAAUUAAGAAAUGAGGUUCAAAUUCCACAGUUCCAAUUAGUGUAAUAGCCAAACUGUUUUAACAUAGCUUGACCCCUGUACUGUCUGCUACUAAUAUUAUUAAAGUACAAGCAUCAGCGUGCAAAGAAAGUAGUGUCCGAUAGCCUGGGGCUAGUGGAUUUUGCUAUCGGGCUACAGUGAAUUCUGUUUUCAACUUGCCCGACAGGCAAGUGAUGUUUUUUGAGGAAUUCGAAUAACAGAAGAACUAUGAAAUCAAUUCUGCUAGUUAAAAAGUUUUUGGGGCUAGUUGAAAUGACAUCUGGGCUUAUGAGUAAAUGCUAGCUUCAGCUUACCCGAAUGGCAAGCUUUAAAAAUGAUUUUCUUUGCACCCUGAAGCAUACAUGAUAAAGGAUACAUAAUUAUUCAGAUGGUAGUAACAACAGUUAAUAACAGCUCAUGGGUCAACAAAAUUUUUUUUGUUUCUUUGGCUCUUUUCCUUUAACAGGUAUUGUGUUAAGAAAAGCAUUUCCUGGGUCAACUCGGUCAUCCGUGAGAAAAGACUUAAGUUUGGUAUUAAAGAAGGCCAGAGCUAGU
Porites evermanni is the source of this 2901-nucleotide messenger RNA. NCBI's taxonomy places the organism in Eukaryota, Metazoa, Cnidaria, Anthozoa, Scleractinia, Poritidae. The record is from the annotation of a GenBank genome assembly.